ACAGAUUUAAUCAAUUCAACACAGAGAAGAAGAAGGAAGCAAUGGCAUCGUUGUGCAGAUCAGCUCUGAUGGCCGGCUCCAGAUCCAUAUCAUCUCGCUCCAGAACCCUCACCCAGAGCUCCCUCAACGCCCUAAACCCCAAACCCAUGUCCUCUCCCUUUGCUUCCUCCACCAAACCCAUGUCUAGCGCCACAAGGUUCGUUUCGGUGUUGGGAAGCUUGGAAUCAAUGAUGCCACUCCACAGUGCGGUUGCUUCUGCUCGCCUCAAGUCCAACAUUGCCUUCGAUUCCACCUGCUGGAGUUGCCUUUCUCAGGGGCUUAUCGAUCCCAGCUGAACAUGAAAAUCUAACCAAGCAACCUGGCAUCGCUUCGAUCAAGUUGUACCGUACUGAGCUUCCCCUUACGGUGCAGAAAUUGCUGUUUCUUAGACAAUUCCCUGAUCAAUUUUGAUUUUACUUGGAACUAUUACAGACCCAUAAUAUUGUUAUGACACAUAAUGUAUGCCUGGACAGAAGAACUAAAACUUGUGAACCCAAAUAUAGGAACCGUGCCUUUUGUUUGUAUCGUUAGUACUUAGUACUGCUUAGUGAGGUAUCUAUCUCAUCAGCUCAUUUGAGAUACGUGUGACGAGCCAUGGCAUCAAGCUGAAUUUGGCUAAUAAUGUAUUAUUGAUGCUCUAAGUUUAAUUUAAGUUUGUUUUCACUGAAUUGUGAA
Molecule: messenger RNA, 714 nt
Organism: Fragaria vesca subsp. vesca
Lineage: Eukaryota; Viridiplantae; Streptophyta; Magnoliopsida; Rosales; Rosaceae
Exons: 3
Coding region: 42-335 (97 amino acids)
Source: RefSeq, a predicted model, not a curated record